AUGGGCCAGACGGCCUUGGCAGGGGGCAGCAGCGACCCCUCCACCCCACAGGCGCUGUACCCUGACAGGUCUCGUCCCGAGGGCUUGGAGGAGCUGCUGUCUGCUCCCCCUCCUGACCUGGGGGCCCAGAGGCGCCACGGCUGGAACCCCAAGGACUGCUCGGAGAACAUCGAGGUCAAGGAAGGGGGCUUGUGCUUUGAGCGGCGGCCCGUGGCCCAGAGCACUGAUGGGGCCCGGGGGAAGAGGGGCUACUCGAGGGGCCUGCACGCCUGGGAGAUCAGCUGGCCCCGGGAACAGAGGGGCACCCACGCCGUGGUGGGCGUGGCCACAGCCCGCGCCCCGCUGCAGGCUGACCACUAUGCGGCGCUGCUGGGUAGCAACAGCGAGUCGUGGGGCUGGGACAUUGGGCGGGGGAAACUGUACCAUCAGAGCAAGGGGCCUGGGGCCCCCCAGUAUCCACCUGGACCUCAGGGUGAGCCGCUGGAGGUGCCAGAGAGGCUGCUGGUGGUACUGGACAUGGAGGAGGGAACUCUGGGCUACGCUGUCGGGGGCACCUACCUGGGGCCGGCCUUCCGCGGACUGAAGGGCAGGACCCUCUAUCCAGCAGUAAGCGCGGUCUGGGGCCAGUGCCAGGUCCGCAUCAACUAUCUGGGCGAAAGGAGAGCGGAACCACACUCCCUUCUGCACCUGAGCCGCCUGAGCCUGCGCCACGCCCUGGGGGACACCCGGCUAGGCCUCGUUUCCGCCCUGCCCCUGCCCCCUGCCCUGAAGCGCUACCUGCUCUACCAGUGACUGGGGGAACCACACGUGGCCCUGGGGCCUUGACUCGCCCCUCAGGGGCAGGAGGCACUGCUGGCUACCUACCACCAGGGAGGCUGCGGGCAGGCAAGGCUGUGUCCCACCCCCACCCCCACCUCAGGUCUGAGUGCCACCGCUCCAGAGCCACCACCCAGAGGGUGGAAGGGACAGAGCUGUUAGUCAAGGCUGUGGCAGCCUGGUACGCAAGACAUUUUUGCAAGUAAAAAUUAUAAGAGAUGUGCUGCUGUA
This is a messenger RNA of Bubalus bubalis (water buffalo), 1047 nucleotides long. RefSeq names its product splA/ryanodine receptor domain and SOCS box containing 2 (gene SPSB2). Gene Ontology annotation, biological process: intracellular signal transduction; proteasome-mediated ubiquitin-dependent protein catabolic process. The transcript is spliced from 2 exons. The record is from RefSeq and is a predicted model, not a curated record. Gene Ontology annotation, cellular component: SCF ubiquitin ligase complex. Gene Ontology annotation, molecular function: protein binding. Bases 1 to 792 code for a protein of 263 amino acids. NCBI's taxonomy places the organism in Eukaryota, Metazoa, Chordata, Mammalia, Artiodactyla, Bovidae.